CAGAUGUUGGGUCAGUGGAAGGGUUGGCGUAUCAUCGGGCCUGGGACACUUUAUACUGGACCAGUUACACCACGUCCACCAUCACCCGUCACAGUGUGGACCAGAGCCGCUGGGGGGCUUUUGACCGGGACAUUGUAGUUACCAUGUCAGGAGAUGACCACCCACGGGCUUUCGUCCUGGAUGAAUGUCAGAGCUUGAUGUUUUGGACCAACUGGAAUGAGCAGUCGCCUAGUAUCAUGCGCGCUCAGCUGUCUGGAGCCAAUGUCCUGGUGAUCAUUGGCAGGGACAUCCGCACUCCCAAUGGACUCGCCAUCGACCAUCGUGCCGAGAAGCUCUAUUUCUCGGAUGCUACGCUUGAUAAGAUUGAGCGCUGCGAGUAUGAUGGCUCCCAUCGUUAU
Molecule: messenger RNA, 398 nt
Organism: Sinocyclocheilus grahami
Lineage: Eukaryota; Metazoa; Chordata; Actinopteri; Cypriniformes; Cyprinidae
Product: prolow-density lipoprotein receptor-related protein 1-like
Exons: 2
Biological process (GO): canonical Wnt signaling pathway
Cellular component (GO): plasma membrane
Molecular function (GO): Wnt receptor activity; Wnt-protein binding
Source: RefSeq, a predicted model, not a curated record